Pyrus x bretschneideri (Chinese white pear) is the source of this 2840-nucleotide messenger RNA. Its product is annotated as transcription factor TCP4-like. Bases 1111 to 2433 code for a protein of 440 amino acids. Lineage: Eukaryota; Viridiplantae; Streptophyta; Magnoliopsida; Rosales; Rosaceae. The transcript is spliced from 2 exons. The record is from RefSeq and is a predicted model, not a curated record. Gene Ontology annotation, biological process: regulation of secondary shoot formation. Gene Ontology annotation, molecular function: sequence-specific DNA binding; DNA-binding transcription factor activity. Gene Ontology annotation, cellular component: nucleus.
CCUGUAUUUUGUGUAGUUGUAUGUAGAGAGUGAAACUAGUAGUAGUGUGGUGGAGGAGGUGUAGAUCUACAGUAGAGAGAGAAGACGCAAUGAUGGGUUCACAUAGAUCUUUAAUCCUCUUUCUGACCAACACUGCCACCCUUACCACUGCCAUCAUAAACUCCCCCUAUACCUGUAGGAGGAUACCAAUUAAACUGUAUAUUUCACUCCUCUUCUCCCUUUAAUUCCCCCCAAUUUUCCACUUUCUCUCUCUAGAAUUUGGGAUUUGGUCUUCUUGUUGUUGGGUUUGCCUGCUCUGCUGGGUAUUAUUAACCCCCAUAACCAGUUUUGGUAAUUAGGUCAAGUCAGUCAGUCCACAUAAUAGAGCUGAAGAAGCAAGUGCAUAAUUAAGAGGCACAAAUACCAAAAGUAGAGAGAGAGAGAGAGAGAGAGAGAGAGAGAGAGAGAGAUGGGUUAGGCUGGCAAGGUAGCCGGUUUAGCCUCUCUCUUUUAGUCUGGUUUGGGUUUUAAUUACGGGAGGACCCUUUUGGAAAAAAUUGGUGGUGGUGGUGGGGUAGUUUGUGAUAUGGAACUGAAAACAUUGAAUGGCAGAGCCUUUUCGGAGAGCCAGAAGCAGAAGAAGCCGAACCAGGAAAAGCAGAAGCAGUUUCAGGGCUCAGAGGGGAGGUGGCAGCACAAGCAUCAGGAGAUCACACAAGCAAAGACAGACCACUAGCAAAAAAAAAAGUCUAUUAGCAAAAGUACUUGUUUGUAGAAGCAGAAGCAGUUGUACUGUUCCAUUAAAAACUGGAAGAGGAAAAUCACAAGGGUCUGACUCUGGAUCCUCAAAGGAAUCACCACCACCAUUAUCUCCACCAAAACCCAAUUCUCAAUUUUACCCAUCUUGUCCAAGAAGAAGAAGAAGAAACCCAGCAACAAACCCAGCAGAAUCACCACCAAGCUUUCAACUUUCCGUAUCUCCACCAAGACCCACAUACCCAGCAGGAGCACCAGCAUUUCUUUGGAGAAACCCAGCAGCAAACCCAGCAGAGAGCUCCAAAGAAACGCAGCUGUACUUCUUCUUCUUCUUCAACUUUGGUGGAACAGAGCAUCGAAUAUGCAAGAUCAAAAAUGGAAGAUUCCCACCACCACCACCUCAACAACCACCAAGCAACCACGUCGUCUCGCCUGGGGAUAAGGCCGCCGUCAUCCGGCGGAGGAGUCGGCACCGACAUCGUGGAGGUGGUACGAGGCAGCCACAUUGUCCGGGCGACGGGCCGGAAGGACAGGCACAGCAAGGUUUGCACGGCAAAAGGCCCGAGGGACCGCCGCGUCCGGCUCGCCGCUCACACCGCCAUUCAAUUCUACGACGUCCAGGACCGGCUCGGCUACGACCGACCCAGCAAGGCCGUCGAUUGGCUAAUCAAGAAGGCCAAGGCCGCCAUAGACGAGCUCGAGGAGCUUCCCUCAUGGAACCCACAUUCGAUUUCGACCACCGCGGCGGUUCCAGCCAUGGAGACCCAGAACCCGUCCGCCACCGGCAUCCACUGCUUCGCGGCAGUGGACGCAAUUGGGUCUGCUAAUCGAAGAACAAUGGUGGGGAGUGGAGUUUCGGAGCAGCAAUUUGCUCAGAACCCAAAUAGCAACUCGACUUUCCUCCCACCGUCGCUCGACUCGGACGCCAUUGCAGACACCAUCAAGUCCUUUUUCCCAAUGGGUGCUUCCGAGGCCACAGCUGCCGCCGAGGCUCCGUCGUCGACGAUACAGUUCCAUCAGAACUACCCACCUGAUUUGCUCUCUAAAGCCAGCAGCCAAAGCCAAGAUCUGCGCCUCUCCCUGCAGUCCUUCCAAGACCCAAUUCUCCUCCACCACCACGACUCCCAAAAUCAGCACCACCACGCUCAGACCCACCAAAACGAGCAAACCCUUUUCUCCGGAUCCCAAAACCAGCUCGGGUUUGAUGGGACCUCCGGCUCGUGGGCAGAGCAUCACCACAACCAGCAGCAGCAAGAGAUGAACAGAUACCAGAGAAUGGUGGCUUGGAACAGCGGUGGCGGAGAUAGCGGUGGUAACGGCGGACCAUCGUCGGCAGGCGGGUUUAUAUUCAAUUCGCUGCUACCAACACAGCAGGGUAGUACUAGUCCUUUGCAACAGCAGCAGCAGUCGUUGUUCGGCCAAAGUCAGUUCUUUUCUCAGAGGGGACCCCUUCAGUCCAGUAACUCGCCGUCAGUUCGUGCUUGGAUGAUGGACCAGCAAAACCAACAAUCCAUUUCUCACGACCAUCAUCAUCAAAUCUCGCAAUCCAUUCAUCAUCAACAGUCCAUUUCCGGCAUGGGAUUCGCCUCCGGAGGCGGAUUCUCCGGGUUCCACAUCCCUGCACGAAUUCACGGCGAGGAGGAGCACGACGGUACUUCCGACAAGCCGUCCUCUGCUUCCUCCAAUUCUCGCCAUUGAACCAAAAGAAAUAGACUGAGCUUCUCUUCAAAAGGGCUCAAGCUCUCAUCUCAUCUCUGCCUUCCACAGAGAUAUUACAAGAGCUACCUGUUGGUUCCCAAUUCAUAUAUGGCCAGGAGACGAUUUUUCGGUCGCUUUGUUCAAUGGCGUGCGCCUUGGGAUGAAGAAAUCUGAGUGCAUUUCGGGUUUUUAUUGAUCCCUCGGUUCGUUUUAGCUUUUAUUUCAUCAGUUUGUUGCUUCUUGUUUUAAAAGCUCUGUUUUCAUGUUUGAGAUGAGCUCUCAAAGCUCAAACUUUUUGCUUGCUCUAUGUUGGAUUUGUGUUUCUGUUGCUAGACUAGCAGUAUGUUGCUAAAUUUGACUUGUUUCAUUCCUAGAGUUAAAUGGAAGUUCUGUGUUUUGAUACAUUA